UUUUUGUUUUUAAGUUUAUUUUUAAUCCAAGUUUAUUUUUAAGUUUAUUAUUAAGUUUAUUUUUAAGUUCAUUUUUAAGUCUAGGUUGUAUUCUUAAGUUCAUUCUCAAGUUUAUCCUCAAGUUUAUUCUAGGUUUAUUUAUCAGGUUAGGUUUAUUUUAAGUUCAGUCUUAAGCUUAUUUUUUACCAAGCUUAUUCUUCUUACACUAUUAAGUUUAUUUAUUAUUUCUGAUUUAAUUCUGAUACAACAAAAAAUAAAUGUUAAUUCAACCAAACCCUCGUUGUUGUCCCAGCAGCUUAUUUUCACUAUUUUCCUCCCCCAUCUAUUACCAACCUCUUUUUAACGACCAUCCUUCUACCUCUACCACUUCACCUUCCGGAAUUUUUCGCUUUUCAAAUGUUCUGGUUUUGAGGAAAACGGCUUUAUGGGGAAUUGCUUUGAUUUUUCGUUUAACUAUUGUAAUGAGAUUAUUUUUCUGAUUUUUAAUUUAAAAAAUAUUUUUUUCGGUCAUUUCUGGAAUUAUUUUUGGAUUUGCUCUUUAUCAUCGUACUACAAAUCUGUGGGCAUUAAAAAAUCUUGGUGACACAUUUAUGUCUAAAAAUAUUGGAAGAAGGCCUAUUGUUCUAGGGGCAUUCCACAGACUUAAAGAAGAACAGAAUGUGGAAGGGGAUUAUGUGGUAAUCCAAUUCCUCGGGGAUGGACGUCAAACACACACCCUAUUUUGUAUUAGUGAAAAUAACAACGGGGAAAAGUUGAUAACCAGAGCACAUAUAGAACGCAUUCACAAGGGGAAACGUGCAGCUAACGACUUGUGUUCGUGGAGUGGUCAUUUAGCGGAGUGUAAAAUUGGAUCAGCAGAUGUAAAUUCAAUAAGGCGAGAUAUGAUAAAUAUUUUUAAAAAUCAGAAAAAAAUUUUUUAGACUAACAACAAACGGAAAUUUAUUAUCCACCACUGACUUGGCAAAUUUAAAAGAACGCUCAAUUUCCGUUCAGUUAGAAGAACCCCUUUAUU
Messenger RNA from Meloidogyne enterolobii, 1012 nucleotides. The record is from the annotation of a GenBank genome assembly. Lineage: Eukaryota; Metazoa; Nematoda; Chromadorea; Rhabditida; Meloidogynidae.